Rosa chinensis is the source of this 1803-nucleotide messenger RNA. RefSeq lists its product as uncharacterized. The coding region runs from base 1 to 1803 and encodes 600 amino acids. The record is from RefSeq and is a predicted model, not a curated record. The transcript has 3 exons. Lineage: Eukaryota; Viridiplantae; Streptophyta; Magnoliopsida; Rosales; Rosaceae. Gene Ontology annotation, molecular function: RNA-DNA hybrid ribonuclease activity; nucleic acid binding.
AUGCAGUGUGUUACAACAGUCAGAUAUUCCUUCUUGGUCCGGGGAAAACCAAGAGGGUGGGUAGUCCCUACUCGGGGACUUAGGCAAGGAGAUCCCUUAUCCCCUUACCUAUUUUUACUUGGGGCUGAAGGUUUCUCCGCUCUUCUUCAAAAGAAACAGAGUGAUGGUCUUCUAUCGGGUAUUGUGGUUUGUCAGGAUGCACGCUCAGUUAAUCACCUUCUUUUUGCUGAUGAUAGUAUGUUAUAUGCUAAUGCGGCGUUGGAGGACUGUUAUCAAAUACAGGAAGUGAUUGAAACUUAUGGACGAGCUUCAGGUCAGCUGGUGAACUUCAACAAGAGCUCAGUAGUUUUCAGUAAGAAUGUUACGGACUAUAUGCAAGGGGAGGUGGCUGGUCUUCUGGGAGUUGAAGUGGUGGACUUUCAUGAAAAAUAUUUAGGUCUACCAACCUAUGUAGGAAGGAAGAAGUCUGCUACUUUCCAGUAUAUUAAGGAGAAUUUGGCCAAGAAAUUGAAAAAUUGGCAGGGUAAGUUCUUGAGUGGUGCUGGCAAGGAUAUUCUUAUCAGAGUCGUGGCGCAAUCUUUACCAACCUAUGCCAUGAGUGUUUUUCAACUCACCAAAGGCUCUAAGGAAGAGGGUGGUCUGGGUUUUCGAAGCUUGGAAGAUUUUAAUUCUGCUAUGCUAGCAAAACAGGCAUGGAGGAUCAUUAAUCAUCCCAAUUCCCUAAUUGCACGGAUUUAUGCGGCAAGGUAUUUCCCUUCGGGUUCGUUUUGGACUGCGGGGAUGCAUGCGUCGUCUCCUUCUUACUCUUGGAGAAGCAUCUUGUCUACAAGGGAAUUAAUUGCUGAAGGUUUCUGUUGGCAAAUUGGUAAUGGUGAGAGGGUGAAAGCUUGGUGUGAUCCUUGGAUACCGGGACUUCCAUCUUUUAAACCGGAAUUGCCAGCUAACAGUGGGGACAUUACACUCAAGGUUAGUGAUCUUUUUCUUACAGAGCAUUCUUGGGAUGAAAGGAAAAUUCGAAAUUUAUUUUCCGCCAAUACGGCAGAGGCUAUCUUAUGUAUUCCUCUAAGCUCUAGAAGAGCUGAGGACAGUGCUACGGUGGUUGAAUGGCUCAAUCAUUGUGCUGGGAAGCUUUCGAAACAUUCCUUUGAGGAGCUACUUGUUCUACUCUGGAAUAUCUGGAAGGAAAGGAACAAGAGGGUCUGGGAGCAAAAGAGUACCGAAGCAAAUGAUGUGGUGAUUCGUAUGAGUACUAGCCUUGCUGAGUACCGCCGUCACAAUGUCCAUACUAGGAAAACUGGGGUUAAUGUAGCUCGAUGGAGGUGUCCUUCCAUAGGGGUUUUGAAAGUCAAUAUUGAUGGCUCGUUUCAUGCCGGCACGAAGCUGGGCGGUUUGGGAUUCAUUAUCCGAGAUAAUCAGGGGGUGGUGAUUGCAGGUGGUGUACGGCCUCGUUAUCAUCUAUUCUCGGCUGAACAUGUAGAAGCAUUAGCAUGCUUGGAAGUAGUCAAGUUUGUCCUGGAGCAUAAUUUGAACCCGGUUAUUAUUGAGACAGAUUCUCAGGUUGUUCAGCAACAAGUUUCUCUGUCAAGUGUGGUAAACUCUUCUGUUAUAGGUAGAGUUUAUGAGGAUAUUAUAGAGCUGUUUUCCCAUUCUCCAAAUAUGAAGAUCAUUCAUACUAAGAGAGAGGCCAAUCAGGUGGCGCAUAGGUUGGUAGCUCAUGCAACAACUCUUCCCCAAGCAAGCACUUUCUUUUCUCCUCCUAGCUUUCUUAUGGCUGCACUUGCAGCUGAUUCCAUUAUAAUGUAA